AAAAACAUUUUUCGCUGGAAUUUUGUGUUGAUUAUUUUUUUUUCUCUCAGGAAAAAAAAAAAUAAUUUAUCAUAAAAUUAAAAAUUAUGCAAAUUAUCAAAACAAAAAUGUGAAUGUCUUAAUGUGUAGACAAAAAAUUGUAUUUGCAAUUGCAAUAGCGGGGUGCUAGAAAAACAAAUUAAAAAUAGGCAAGAAGAAAAAAAAAUCAACAAUGGCUUACAUAAAUGUCGCAGAAUGGACGCCCGAUCAAGUGACAGAUUGGCUUAAAGGACUUGAUGAUUCUAUGUACAAUUAUGUCUACUCAUUUACGAAUAAUGAAGUUGGUGGCCAACAGUUGCUCAAUAUUAGACCAUAUGAAUUAGAGCAAUUGGGUAUGGUAUCAAUUGGUCAUCAAGAGAUUGUACUGGAAGCUGUGGAGAAUCUAAGGAACUUUCACUAUAAUUUAGAUAAGGAAAAUCUGCAAUUUUUAGCGCUGCAUAUGGCAACAGCAGCACGAAAUCUUUACCGGCAAUUGGCAACACACUGUGAUAACUCAAAAAUAGAAACUCAAAUUCUAAACGAUAUUACAAGGACAAUAGCAACAAUCAAACCAAUUAUCAGUUGGCUAGAUCGAGCACCCUUCCAUGGGCAGUUGCAAUUCAAUGAGAUUCGCAAAAAUAUGCUGCGACUGGGCCUUGAAAUGGCAACGAGCGCCCAACGCGAUCGUUUCGUAGAGAAUCCUGCCGAACAGAUUAAAACAACUGCCGAAACGUUGGCUAAAUUAGGUGAUUACAUUAUUCAAGACAUCACAGAUCCAAUGCUUCUACAGCCUGCUUCACUGAGUUUAGUGACACUAAAAAAACGUGAAUCCGAAUUGGGUUUCAAUAUUGAACCAAGCUAUCAUGGAAUUCAUAAAGUCAUUGAGAUCAAAUACAAUUCACCAGCACAUAAUUCUGGCAAGAUAGAAGAUGGAGACGAGAUAGUUCAGAUAAACUAUCAAACUGUUGUCGGUUGGCAAUAUAAGACCGUAAUUAUGCAAUUGAGAGAAUCCUUGCCUGAUGUGUUGCUGACGUUGAAAAAACGUCCCAAACACACCAAGAUUUAUGGGCAAAUUUAUAUGCAACCGUAUCGGCUGCCAAGUAAAAAGCGUGCAAUGGGCACUCGUUGGGGUGAGAAUUUACCUAGCCCUAGAGCUGGCUUCCUGGCAGUGCCUGAAUUCAAUUUGCCCUUGAAAAUAAGCGAAAAGACUGAUCCUUCAGAUACAGAUUCCAGCUGCAGUGAUAUUUUAACUCCAACCGAUUCGAAAUCUGUGGAGAAAGAAAUUCGCCUGUAUUAUCCCAAACCUCGAGCCGUACUUCAGCGUAGAAAUACAAUCUGUGGCGAUGAGUUGUAUUCGUUGAAGAAUGUUAGUGGUGCCCCGUUGUGGCACGAACGAAAAAAUGGAGCUCAGAAUGGCGAUCCAUCGUCACCAAGUUUAAGGGACAAAUCAGUGUCCUUUGGUUUCGGACUUGAAAUCGCACCUCGCCCAACAACAUGUCUUGGAAUCGCAAAUGGCAAACUUAUUAGUAGCUUUUCACAGGAACUCAAACUUGGUGUUGGUGGGAGUGAUUCCAAAAAAUCAGCAAACGAAGAGAAAUCCAAACCGGGUGUAAGUAAAGUCGUUCGUUUCGAUGCCAACAUGAAAUACGAAGACUACCCCGUGGACCAAAAAUACACGUGCAAUGUUGAGAACACCAUCCUCGAGACUUUCGAACCAAUUCCAUUUGUGGAUGAGGAAGAUUCUUCCCCAACAUUGAGUGUAGUUGAGGUGCCUCCAUCUGAUGUCAGCCCAAGUGAGAGUAAAGAAGAACUUACACCCACACCGACUCCGACUUUGCCACCAUUGGUUAUGAAAGAACCCCUUAUACAGGCAAUAAAUCAUGUGACAAUCGCUCGUCGAGGAAGACUGGACAAGAGUCACAGCACUCCGGCUUAUGAUAAUUCAGGUGAGGAGUCCGACACUCCACCGGCAAUAGAGCCAAGGAAAGAAUUCAUUCUAACCACACCACCGGCUCCUCCCCCAAGACCCAAAAAGCCUAAUGAAGCUGCGCCUGUAGUAGUCCCCCCUCCACCACCAAAACCAGCAAGUCUGAUGCCACCAGAAAAAGUGAAUAUUCCCCCGAAAAUGGUUGAAUCCGUUGUGGUAAUUCCUCCUUCACCGAUUGCCGAAGAAUCGGAAUUACACACACCCACCAAAACCAAGACUCUGACGCUUAAAAAGAAGAAUAGUCUGAUUGCCAAACGCCGAAAAAUAAGUCUCAAAAUUCUCGGCACUGGUGACAUACAGGGACAUUUGUAUCGCCGGACGAAAGACAAACGAGGUGUAACAUUCUGGGCUAAGCUGUAUUUCGUUCUCAUGGACACGAAUUUGUAUGGGUUUCGGACCAAAGAAUCAGCAAAGGCAAAUUGUUUUGUUUAUUUGCCAGGAUUCACUGUUUCUUUGGCUAAGGAAGUUCAUUCGAAACCGUACGCCUUCAAAGUUUACCACCCCUCGAAGACGUUUUAUUUUGCUGCUGAAUCCCUGGAAGCCCUCAAUCAAUGGAUGGACUUUAUACGCCAGGCCACUUUACAACAACAAAAAGUCGGUAUGCAAUCAACCGAUGCAGAUGUUCCAUCUAAAGAACUAUUCUCCGAGACUGAAAGCUCCGGCGAUGAGAGUGACUCCCUAAGUAAAAGCCUAUGCACACCAUCGCCCAGUCAUUCAAGCAAAGAUUUUUUAGGCGGUUCAAAAAACUUCCAACACCAGACACCAACAACAAGCGUUAAGCAUGAUAAAAAAUACCUCGGCUCUCUGAGGAAAUUCACAAAAAGCUCGCUACCAUUCAAAAGUAGCAGCAAUAGUGGCGAUAAAAAGCCAUCGAGUGAUAUUCCUGUGCCAACAGAGCAGUACAGAAGCUACCGAAAGGUGCCUGGUGGAAGUUUCGGAAUUCAAAUCGGAGCCAAUACUCCCGGCUAUACAGAUCCAAAUAAUCUACAUCCAUUUCAGAAUAACUCAUCGCCAGAACAUAUAACGUCGCAGUUGCCACCAACUUUACCCUCGAAAGUGACACUAUCGGCUAGCCGAAGUUCAGUUAGCGAGAGUAGUGUACGACCAUCAAUAGCCGCAGAAAAUCGUCAUAUCGAUCAAGAAAGCCCACCAAGUUUGAUAACAAAAAGUUACUCCAUUGAGGGUGGCAGUAAAAUGGUGAAGAAAACAUUUCCCUACAAUUAUAUCCACGCAUCCAACCCGAAUUUAGUGGAAUUUGAUUUUCAAACGUCGAAAACUUUGGACUACUCUCUGCCAAAAAUAAAUCCGGGCAAUUCCUGGGAUGCUCCACAUAAUUUACAGGUUUUUUUAACCCUCAAAGAUUUGAUGUUGCAGAAACAAAAAGAGGAAGCUCAAGAAAUGUACAACAAUCGAGUGCUUCUGGGAGUUGAGAAACAGGAUGAUCGGAGUGGAAAAAUUGCUCAACUCAAAGGAAAGCCAGGUGCUGACAAUCAACAACCUGGAGAAACAGGAAAGCUUUCGAAAAUCCAAAGUCGUAGUUUACCCAAGACUCCAGACUAUGAGAUGAGUUUUAAACCAGACGAUGAAGAUAUUAAACGAACUCGCACAAAAGAAGGUCUCAAAUUGCGUGAUUUUGGUUAUGAACUGAUUUCUGGCGAUGAACCAAUCUGUGACAAUCGGGCAAGUAGAACUCCUUCAGAUCUAAUGCGUUUGCAAGAACUUCGAUUGCAAAAACUCCAACAAAUGCAAAAUGCUGCAGUUAAAGCGAAAAAGCAUUCCAGUACAAGCGAGAGUGAUAAAUCAACCAGCCAUCGAGGUGGAAGUUUUAAAAAGACAAAAGGCAAAUUGGAAGCCUUCAAGACAUCAAGUGAACGGUUAUUUCAGUUCAAGCAUUCGAGUAAUGAAUCGAAAGGUCUAACAACAUCAAUGACGUUGCCGUUGAAUAAAAAAUCUUCACAUAUUUACAAUAGUCAGGGUAAAGAUGAUCAGGGAUCAUCGCCAAGUAGUGGCAUUAGGAAAAGUCACACCUAUAAUAAUGAGUUUAAGGACAAAAAGUAUGAGGCACCACGAAAGAAUUCUGCACCUAUGCCGAUUUUAUCAAAAUUGAGUUUUACAUCGAGUAAAACGGCAAAGGAGAGGAAGUUGCUUGGCUCUCCGAGAUUGCAUCGGGCAAUAUUUGGUGGAAGAAAUGCAAUGGGCAGUAGUAAUUCAUCGCAGGAUUAUGAACAUGAGAUUUUCUCACCUGUGGAGUUUAGUAAUAAGCCGUAUCCAGGGCCGUCAACUGCGGUUGAUCAUGCAAUAGCACAACCCCUGCCACCGCUUAUUCUACCGGACAAACCUACAGCAUCUACUUCAGCAGUUUUAGUUUCUCCCGAGUAUCCAAAUAUGGAAUGUCCGCCGGUUUUCGAACCAGAGACGUAUUCCUUAAGUGAUCCCAAUGCAAGUUUAACCCUCCUGCGGAGACGAAACAAUGCAGAGGAACCUUAAACAUUUCAAAAUUGUUUCUUGUAUCUUAAAUAUUUUGGUAUUAAAACCUCUAACCUACGAAAUAAAACAAGUAGCAAGGCAGAAAGACUCGAUUUUCAACCCUUUACCAAGUCGAAAAAAAGAAAAACCCUCCAUAGAAGUGUAGAGUCGUGUAGAGAUGUGUCUACCGUGAGGUGCCUUACUUAACUGUAAACUAACAACACCAUUCUUCUAUCGAAUUUGUGCGCCCCUUUUAAUUUUUGAACAUGGCCAAGAACCCUAAUAACAUUCAAGGAAAACAGAAAAAAAAAAAACAAAUACAAUUUAUGAACAAUCGAAUUUUUAUCCUUAGACAAAAAACAACAGAAAAACAGAAGAAGGAAAAGGAGAAGAAGAAGAAAAAGAGCAACCAACUGAAAAAAUACGAACAAAUAGAAGCAUAUAUAUCUAAAUUUUUUAAUUCCUUAGUUUUUAAGUAAAAAAACAAAAAUAAAAAAAGUAAAAAACAAAAAAAGAUGAAAUGAGGAAAACGAAAAUUGGAAAAUUUCGAAAAACUACUGUGAUCAUUAGAGUUGUUCAUUGAAAAAUUAACUUUAUAAACCUAUUUUUGUGUGUGUUUAUUUUUUUUUACAUAAUAUUUUAUUGUAUAUUUUUUGUCGUCGUUGGUGUCGUCUUUUUUUUAAAUGAUUUUUUUUAUCAAAUCAAAUGUAUUCUAUUGGUUUUUUUUUCCUCUUUUUUGGAGUAAUUUUUCUCGAGAGUGCUUUUUAUACGAAUUAGAAAAAAAAAAUAUUGUUUACUUGCACGCAUACAUACAUAUAAUAUUAAUUUUUUUCUUCUUAGUGCCUUUUGUUUUCCUUAAAAGAAAAUUUAAGAAUAAAAAAUAAAAGAAAGACAAAAGUAGUAGUAGUGUGAAAGUGUGUGUGUUUACACACACACACUCACACAUACAGUUACGCGUAGAAAAAAUAAUUUUUUUUUUCUUAUGCAACACAUAUUAUUAUUAAUUAUCACUUUAUAUAAGUAGUGAUUUUUUGUUUAGUCUUAUAAUGCUGAUAUUAUAAUUAUUAUUAUAUAUUUAAAUAUAAACUUAAACAAUCAAAAAAAUACAAAAAAAUUAUAAAAUAAUACAAAUAAAAUAUAAACAAUAAAUUAAAUAAAAAAAAUAUUAUUGUUAAAAAACAAACAAAAAAAUGUAAU
Messenger RNA from Episyrphus balteatus (marmalade hoverfly), 5668 nucleotides. RefSeq lists its product as uncharacterized. The transcript is spliced from 5 exons. The record is from RefSeq and is a predicted model, not a curated record. NCBI's taxonomy places the organism in Eukaryota, Metazoa, Arthropoda, Insecta, Diptera, Syrphidae. The coding region runs from base 212 to 4492 and encodes 1426 amino acids. Gene Ontology annotation, molecular function: protein binding.